Messenger RNA from Closterium sp. Naga37s-1, 327 nucleotides. NCBI's taxonomy places the organism in Eukaryota, Viridiplantae, Streptophyta, Zygnematophyceae, Desmidiales, Closteriaceae. The record is from the annotation of a GenBank genome assembly.
AUGGCGGCCGACGCGUGCCAGUCGGUGGCCGUGCAGCGAGUCACAACGCCCACUGCGUGGCAGCAGCACAUGCAGGUGCGCGUGGCGGUGUUUGUGGAGGAGCAGCGCGUGCCGCCGCACGAGGAGGUGGACGCGCUCGACGGGCUCGGCGCGCUGCCCGCCGUGCCGCCCUCCGCGCUGCACUUCCUCGCCACCCUGCAGGGGCAGCCCGCUGGCGCAGGUCGGUGUGUGGUGAAGGCUGAUGGCACGGCCAAGGUGGGGCGCAUCGCCACGCUGCGUCAGUUCCGCCGCCUGGGAGUGGGGCGCGCCAUCAUGCGCUGCAUUCAC